This is a messenger RNA of Mytilinidion resinicola, 1287 nucleotides long. RefSeq lists its product as uncharacterized. NCBI's taxonomy places the organism in Eukaryota, Fungi, Ascomycota, Dothideomycetes, Mytilinidiales, Mytilinidiaceae. The record is from RefSeq and is a predicted model, not a curated record. The transcript has 4 exons. Bases 1 to 1095 code for a protein of 364 amino acids.
AUGAAGGACCCGUUCGGAAAGUUCGUUAUCGCCGCCACUGGAAACUUCGACGUUGGCAUCGAUAAGAUCAGAGGCUGGGUUCAAGUCAAUGGAGGAAAAUGGACUACCACCAUUACCAAACAUACAACUCAUCUGGUCUGCACAAAGGAGCACUGGAAGAGGGAUGUUCAGAUGGUUGCUGCUGCGAAGGCCAAUCCCAAUAUCCAUAUCGUGAAAUACGAUUGGCUUGAAGACUCGCUCCAAGCUCGAAACCCGAAGAACGAGAAACCUUAUCUAUGGAAGACCAUCAUGAGGGCGAAGCUCAAAGAGCAGAAUCGGCAGAAGGCGGCAAUGCGCAACGCUCUGAAGCAAGAUGCCGUUGCAUUCCACGGCGGCUGCAAAAAAGCGCGGGAGGACCUGAACUCUGGUACGUUGUCCAAGCGCAAAGCCAAAAACUCAAACACCUGGUUCACCUCCUCCCUGGCCUCGCUCGAGGCCGCGCGCGCCGAACGCGCUGCCCACAAGGCCGCUGCCUCCAUCCUGCCCACCCCCAGCCCUGACGGCCAGCACUCUCCCCGCCACCCCGCUGCCCAGCCCUCCUCGCCCACUACUGCCCAGUCUCCACCCGCUGCACCCCAGACCCCCACUCCCCAGCCCCCUCCCCUUCCUUCUCCUCUCCCCCCGCUGCAUCCCGCUGCAAAGGCUGACAAUGAGGUCGCCGUCCGCUUCCUAGACCUCUACCACCUGCACCGCGACGCGACAAACUUCAUCUACGACGUCGUCCUCGCGCGCAUCGACCUCGCCACCAACACAAACUCGCGCUACCACCUGCGCCUGUACGAGACGCACACGGCGCCGCACGCGUACUGCACCGUGCUGCGCUACGUGGCGCCCGGCCAGGCGGCGCCCGCGAAGCAGUACGUCGCGCCCAUGGGCAGCAGCUACGAGGUGGCGUUCCGCGCGUGGCGGUCCGUGUUUCAGCAGAAGACGCUGCUUGCGUGGGAGGAGCGGCUGCUAGACGAGAGGGAGAAGGCGGAGCGGGUUUGGUAUUGGGAGUUUGCGGUAUCUCUGGGCUACGAUUGGAUUUUGGGGCUGCGAGUUGGAGGCUUGAUUUAAGGGUUUAUUUCAUGGAGUGAUGCAUGAGCGGGCGAGACUAUCUGGCAUGCACUCAUAUAGAAUCUUCACAUGAUACAGAUGUUAUCAACGAUGAAAGCGUUUGGUAUCAGCUUCAGUAAAGACUGACAUUGCGAUAUACGGGUAAGACUAAGCAGAAAUGCCAUGAGCAUUCGUAGACCGAUGUAGGGGCUG